AUGGCGCUCACCGCAACCGCCCAAUCUGCAUUUCAUCCAACGCCUUCAUGGGAUGAGACGAUAGUCCCAACUCUCCGCAAACGUCUCGAGAAUGAAAGCCGUGCGCUCGCAAAGCGUUUGUCCGCUGCCUCCAUCACCUCCGACGAUCCAUCUGUGCCCAAUCGCUACUACAAACCCCACCCCAGCUCCUCGCGCACCACCUCACGCGAGCCCACCCCGACCUCUUCCUACUCCCCCGCAAUCCUGAAGCCGAGUGGCAUUCCAAGACCCAGUCUUUCAGCGUCACGGCCAUCGGACGGUCGCACGACGCCCAACAGCGCGCGUGGCUAUACUCCCACCCAUCGCGCGCGCACGCUCUCGCAGCCCAAGCUUAUCGAGCGCAGCACCUCCGGGCGCUUGCCUGCGGGUGGCGACACGUCGCGCUCUGUCUCACCCGUUACGCCAGGCCGACUCCCUGACGGUAUGCGCACCCGCAUCCCAGUGGCGCGAACGAGGACGGGCAGCACCUCGAGCUACAGUCCGUCCCACACGAACGGAUUUCCGCGGAGCGAGAGCCGGAAUGCGCAGUUUGCGAACGGACAGCAUGCUCCGAUGACGGAGGUGAGUGAGCAGGGCGAGCCAUAUGGACAGCCAGGAACCGCGAAGAUCGCCCAGAUGUACGCGGUGGACGACAUCGUGUCUCGGCCCUCGACGGAUUCUGAGGAGCGGCCGUACGAGCAUUGGUAUAGGGGGGAGGUCACGAGGAACGGAGGGGUGGGGGAGAUGCGUGUCGGGCGGCGGAUGGAGAUGCUGGAGAUCGCGAGCUACGGGCACACCAUCCCGUCGCGUGCGGGGACGCUCACGUCGAAGAACGGGUCUACACGGCGAAGAGCGGGGAGCAUCGGCGCGCGCGAUAGCUUCUACAUGGAGGACGACGCGCGGGUCGUGCUUCCAGUCGUCGCGCGGAAGAGAGGGCUGGACGAUCAGUACACAAAAGCCAAUGGCAGUCCACAGCCCAAGCAAAACGGAAAUCCUACACCCGAGCCAGCACCGGGAACGUUUGGUUACGAUUAUUCUAAAUAUCGACCUGGACGAACCGAGGAGAUCCCGAUGGCCGAGUUUGGGCAGCGGCCAGAACCCAUUGACGAGAGCAUGCACGAACAGCCACCACCAUCCCCAGCACCAGCACCAAGACCACCACAGCCGCCGCGAGAUCAAGAAUACGAGCAGCAUGUGCGCAACAUGCGCAUGCAGCCGCCACCGUCGCCCGCACCUUUCUCGCGCUACCUCGCCGAACCGAAAGAUGAGAUGGAGCCACACGCAGUCUCCGCCGAACCCGUCCAGAUGACGCACAUGUCCAUAGAGCGAGGGCAUCCCCAACAAGAAGAUGAGGAAGACGGGAGCGCAGGCUGCUGUAAAUGUGUCAUCAUCUCGUGCUCUACGGGCUCACCGCUUGGUCCCGUCACUCGUUCCUCAUCUCCUCGCCUUUCCAUCACACUCGCUCUCGUACUACCCUUUUCCACCACCACCACUUUUUCCUGGCCUUUGCCCGUCGGCAUAUACCUCCUCUUCGAUUGCCGUGAUGGACAAGGAUUGAUGAACGCUGCUGCUCUUCGCAUUAGCAUACCCUACUAG
This is a messenger RNA of Heterobasidion irregulare TC 32-1, 1614 nucleotides long. RefSeq lists its product as uncharacterized. The record is from RefSeq and is a predicted model, not a curated record. Bases 1 to 1614 code for a protein of 537 amino acids. The transcript is spliced from 7 exons. NCBI's taxonomy places the organism in Eukaryota, Fungi, Basidiomycota, Agaricomycetes, Russulales, Bondarzewiaceae.